Messenger RNA from Diachasma alloeum, 3313 nucleotides. It is a transcript of the gene scaf, whose product is annotated as inactive serine protease scarface. The record is from RefSeq and is a predicted model, not a curated record. Lineage: Eukaryota; Metazoa; Arthropoda; Insecta; Hymenoptera; Braconidae. Gene Ontology annotation, molecular function: serine-type endopeptidase activity. The transcript has 7 exons. Gene Ontology annotation, biological process: proteolysis. Bases 82 to 3132 code for a protein of 1016 amino acids.
GGAGGCGUCGCCAGUCACACUAACUUUCUUUAAAGCGAUACAUACGUGUUAUUCCACGGGGACGCGUAUCAGGUACCAACGAUGAGACGACAGUCGGUGUUGCUGCUCUGCGCAGUGGCGUUUGCUGCGUGUGCGAAUGCAAGUCCGUACUCGAAAAUACCGGAUAGUUAUCAAGGGCAGGGAUACGCUGAUGCCAAAGCCUCGGCUUACUCGAGUGCAAGUAGUCAAGGGGGUUACAGCUCUUCUGCAUCGUCAUCGGCAUCGAGUUCCGCGUCAAGUGGAGCUUAUUCUUCCAGCAAUGCUAAUGCGAAUGCGAAUGCUGUCGGGGAUGCUGAGGAUGGCUACCUCCUGAAGAAUCCUGGCACUGGAUUUUUGGCCCUGGAGAACAAUGCCGAAGUACCCCAGCAGGAACUUCAGACUCCUCACGGUUUUGUGCCGGCAGGUCAGUCAGGGAGUCAGUCCGGAGCAGGUCAGACGCAACAGGGCGGCGACUACUGGUGGAUGGGAGCCGGAAGCCCGUUCGGACCCAAUGGGAAACCGUCGAUAGGCUGCGGAUCCAGUGGAUGCUCAUCCAGUGGGACCUUCAAUCUUAACCAGGGCAGUGGUGCAGCUCACGCUGCAAACGAUCAAGGACAAGUUCAAGUUCAGGUGCAUCAGAAUCCGUUCCUGGGGGGCAAUUCUGGAUCCUUCAGCGCUGGAAGCAGUUACCACGGAGGGCCUCAGCACUCAGGAUCCUCGGGAUCUUCAGGAUCUGGAUCAGGGUCGGGCUCUGGAUCCGGUCACAAUCUAGAUUUCUCUAAGAAUCCGUUUUUCAACGGAGGAGCGUCUUCUGGUUCUGGGGCGGGGGCUGGAGCCUCUGCAGGUUCCUCUGCGUCAGCAUCCGCUCAUGCCAAUGCAGCUGCCAAUGCAGCUGCUAAUGCCAAGGCCAACGCCAAUGCUAACGCACAUGCCAAUGCCAACGCCAACGCGAACGCCAACGCCAAUGCUGGGGCUUACAACAGAAAUCCAUUCGGAAACUCCGGACAUGGGCAGAGACCCCAAGUCCCCCAUGUCCCACAUACCAUCGGACAAACUCAAUACCCGGAUGACUCUCAAUACCAAGAGCAGAACUUCGAUGGCUAUCCCAAUCAAACUCCCACCCCCAAAUUCCCGGCGUCUGGGGGCCUCACCGUCAGCUGCAAUGGCAAAGGAAAAAUCUGUGUUGCCAAGCAUCUCUGCAGUAACGGAUAUGUCAGCGGCAGCGUGCAAGGACUCACCCAAGUUCGAUCUGACGCCCAGAACUGCGAUGUGAAUCGCGAGGUCUGCUGUAACAUGCCCAGCCAGAAGAGUCCUGAUCAGUCUUUAGCUGGCACUGGUUACACAAGCGGAAUCUCCAGCUACCCACAUAAUGGAGGAAUCUUCGAUAAUGACGAACAACAGGAUACUGACUUGAGCGCUGGUGACCAGGUUCACCAGCAGCCGGAGGAGAACAAUGGAUAUCUUCCACCCAUUGGCAGUGAGGGCACUGUAAACGAUCCAUCCUUCCUCAGGCCUCCACAGCAACCCAAGGAGGUAGUGCCAGCUCCCUCUGAACCUGCACCCACGCAUGUUCAGCUUGGAUGCGCUGCUGCACUCGUUUGUGUUGACGAACAGAUGUGUGGCAUGGAUGGAACCAUGAGCCCAACCCCUGUUACUCUAACGAGUGAACAGAUUUUGAGACGUGUACCACUCAGUGACUGCAAGAACCCAGACAACGGAGUGAUCGGAAAGUGCUGUCGUGACCCGAACUACGUUGACCCCUGGCCAGCAGGCAACCUCCCAGCCAACUACUCAGGUGGUUUCGACGAGCAAGGAUUCCCGACCUUCCUCAACAUCCAGAGAAAUCAGCGUCCAACGAAAAAACCCUCCACUCCACCCCCAGUCAAAAGCCGUCCCCCACUAAAAGGUUCCCCAAGUGAACAACCUUCCCAGCAACAACCAUUCCCAAGCUUCUCUGAUAUUCAGAAUCAAAUAGGUGGUGCCUUCAACAACUACUUCAAGCCAACCCAACCCCCCCCAGCACCAACCGCCUUACCAGCCUUCCCCACCCUCCCAAAUGCUGAUACACCUGUCGAUGGAGCCCCAGAGAAACCAAAUAGGCCAGGCUUCCCGAGUUUCCCGAAUUUCCCCAAUUUUCCCAACCCCUUCGGACAAAAAAAUUACGAAACGUCACCGAGUGACGAACACCGCGUUGCCAUUGCGCCCUACCCUGGAAGACAGUGCGGUGUUAAGAACGCAGUUCAACGGCCAAGUGGUUUAAACGACGUUGAAGUUGGCUUUGGUGAAAUUCCAUGGCAAGCGAUGGUACUCGAUAAUGAUCGAAAGAAACUACUUUGUUCUGGUGCAUUUGUUGCGCCCAACGCAGUUUUAACCGCAGCACGAUGUGUUGAUGGAUUCGAGCCCGGACAGAUCUCAGUCAAAGCCGGAGAAUGGAAACUCGGUUAUGAACUGAAGCACGAGGAACCUCUGCCUUUCGAAAUCGUUCAGGUUGACUCGAUUGUACCGCACCCUGGCUACUUGCCUGGCUAUGCUGCGCACGAUGUCGCCAUGCUCAUGCUGGAGAAACCAGUGACUGUGGAUCAACACGUGGACACAAUCUGCCUUGGCAGGCCAGAAGCACCGAAACCAGGAAGCCAGUGCAUCUCCACUGGGUGGGGAAAGUCUAUCCUUGAGACCCACGCUGCAGGAGCUCUGAUGCGCGCCAUCAACGUCGACGUGAUGAGCCUCCAGGACUGCGAACAACGUCUCCAAGAAGCUGAAGCCCCAGUCGAUCUCGACGAGUCUCUGGUGUGUGCGAAGGCCCACAAGAAGAACAACAACAUGUGCCAGGUGGAUUUCGGUGGUCCACUUGCCUGCGACAGAGGCGACGGACGCUACGAGAUCAUGGGAGUCUACACUCAGGACACUGGCUGCCUCCCCACCAACCAAGUAGCUACCUUCGCCCUCAUUGAUGACGCCUGGGUGCAGCACACCCUGGCUAAUCCACCAGUUGGUGCACCAGCUGAGUCCCAACGUCGUGUCGAGAAACCUCACACGCACCAGAGAGAAGAGCCAUGCGACUGCCAGAAGAGCAAUCUCUCUCCCGAGAACAAUCAAUAUCUACCUCCCGUCUAAUCGGGCUGACUGAAUCCAUUAAUUCCUAUUCAACUCGAAUAUAAAUAAUAAUGAUUUUGAUGAGCUCCUAACUCUUGCGUUUCUAUUUAUCCCUCGAUUCAAGUAAUUAAAGUAGCUCUACGCUCACGGUAAAUUCAAAGAUUAUUGAAAACUGAAAAAAAAUUGCAGAAAACUCGAUUAA